AUGUCGCCGCUAUUUGUAUCGGAGAACAGUCCGAUAGACGGUCCAUCAGAGGCACGGGGCCAUGAAUACAUCAUCCAGCACCCACAAGACGAUGGUCGGAACGGUAUUCCUCCUGGGCCCGGAUCGCAAGGGUCAGCCGUGGCCAUGGAUACUGAUGAACGAGAGGCAAUGUGGACGGACAUUGCUACAGAGUGGACCGCUGAGGAACGAGCGAGUGAGGCGCACAUGGCCGAGACCGCACGUUUGCAGCCGAUAGCGGAAGACAUGGAUCGACGGGCCCGAGUGGCGGAAGAGAAAGCCGCAUCCCACGCGGCCGAGCUGGCGCGGGUGCAAAAGGAAGCGGAUGAAAGAGCCGCUCGAGCUGCCGAACAAGUCCGCGCACAGCGCGACGCCGAACAGGCGGUCCAACAGGUUCACCGGCAGGAAGAAACGGAAUCGAUGGCCCGUCGUGCGAGAGAGGCUGAAGAUCGGGUGGCCGCACAGGCGGCCGAGCUGGAGCGGUUACGGAAAGGGGCCACCGAGAGAGCGGUCCAAGGUGCUGAACAGACCCUCUCGCAGGUGGACCACGAUGGAAGCGCGACAGUUCUCGCUCAGCUGCAGAAUGAAACUCUUGAGGGACUGGCGGAGCCGGCUCCCGAAAAUAUUCCACUGCCUCUCGACGACGACACUACGAUGGCCGAGCCCUCCCGGCCCGUCACUCAGCUUGACGUGUCGAGCUUGAUGGCGAGAUGGUUGAUCAACGACCAACUACAACGGAACACCGAGCGCCGCGGGUCUGCCUCUCGCUUGCGGAUAGAGGAGUCAUCCGGGGCAGAUGAACGCACCUGCUGGGAGACAGAACACAGUGCCACGGUUGAGAACGCCAUGGUCGAGAACACAGGCGUCGAAUCGGAAAAGGUGGCGCAGGAGCGAGCACAGGCUCUCACUCAGCUGCAGAGCUGGGUCGAGGGAAGAGCGGCCGAGCAAAGCACCGACAGCGCGCAACGUGAAUCCAACACUCCCACCGCUGUGCUCUCCCGGCCCGUCACUCACUUCGACCUGCGGGGUGUGAUCGCGGGAUGGCGUCAGCGAGGAAGUCAGCUGGACGCGCCCGGGGACUCUCACGGGAGAACUUCUCCAAGGCACCAACGAUCGAAGGCUGCCGGAAUUAGAAAAUCUCAGAAGAAAGACAAGCCAACGAGGCAAAAUGCUGAUCGAGCGGCCAACCGAGUCGCUGCGAUCGCCAACGAGCUCGAAAGCGGAUCGAACGCCGAGCAGCUCCGGAAUGUGGAUGGGCUGCAGAGUCCAGAGCCACCACCAGUUCGAUUUGACGUGCCCGCCGAGAAUGACGAGCUCGACCGGGGCCCACGGCCCAUAACUCACUUCAAUUUCAGAGAGUUGGAUGUAUUAUCGCUCACUGACCCUGGUGGGAACCGUACCAACAUCGCUGACUGGGAACCUUGGCUGCCCACGGUUCCGCUCCCCACCAUUGGGACUGAGCCCGAACGGGCGUCCAGCGACGGCAAGGUCUCCAUCACGUUCCACGUCUACGAGCGGAACCGGUGGAGGGUCGCCGAUGUCCUGACCGUCCACCCCUCCGAGCCUUCCGUCUUGGAGAGAACGGUCUGGGGCUACAAGCGGCGGAGGAUGGUUGUGUACGACAUGCACAUGCGGGCGGUCAGCGUCUCAUCCAGCUUUCGAGCGGCGACCUCUGACGGAGCCCACGCGCUGCUGUUUAUCCCCAGGGAGACCAAGGCCCAGAUGGACCAGGUUUUUCUGAUCGAGCCGCCGGACACGGCCGCCGGACUGCUGCGCAAGAGGACCAGACGAACAAAAGGCUAA
Molecule: messenger RNA, 1821 nt
Organism: Histoplasma mississippiense
Lineage: Eukaryota; Fungi; Ascomycota; Eurotiomycetes; Onygenales; Ajellomycetaceae
Exons: 3
Coding region: 1-1821 (606 amino acids)
Source: RefSeq, a predicted model, not a curated record